GAGGGGUGUCCCGUCGGCAGGCACACAGACAGCAGGCAGCAGCUGCAGCGACAGGAACCCGCUUUCUUCUCGGUACCGCAUUAAAACACAUUCAUCUUCCGAUUUUUUAGCUCCGAAACGCCACCGGACAGCAAACGCGCAACACGACCUCUAAAAUGGUAGACCGCGGGGAACUGGUGCAGAAAGCCAGGCUGGCCGAGCAGGCGGAGAGGUACGAUGAUAUGGCAGCUGCCAUGAAAGCGGUCACAGAGCUGAAUGAAGCGCUAUCCAAUGAGGAGAGGAACCUCCUCUCUGUGGCCUACAAGAAUGUGGUCGGGGCGAGGCGUUCAUCCUGGCGCGUCAUCUCCAGCAUUGAGCAGAAGACGUCGGCCGACGGCAAUGAGAAGAAGAUCGAGAUGGUGCGGGCCUACCGGGAAAAGAUCGAGAAGGAGCUGGAGGCCGUCUGCCAGGACGUGCUCAACCUCCUCGACAACUUCCUGAUCAAGAACUGCAACGAAACGCAGCACGAGAGCAAGGUGUUCUACCUGAAGAUGAAGGGCGACUACUACCGCUACCUGGCUGAGGUGGCCACGGGGGAGAAGAGAGCCGGAGUGGUGGAGUCCUCCGAGAAGUCCUACAGCGAGGCCCACGAGAUCAGCAAGGAGCACAUGCAGCCCACCCACCCCAUCCGCCUGGGCCUGGCUCUCAACUACUCCGUCUUCUACUACGAGAUCCAGAACGCCCCGGAGCAGGCGUGCCACCUGGCCAAGACCGCCUUCGACGACGCCAUCGCCGAGCUGGACACCCUCAACGAGGACUCCUACAAAGACUCCACUCUGAUCAUGCAGCUGCUACGAGACAACUUGACGCUGUGGACGAGCGACCAGCAGGACGACGAGGGAGGAGAGGGCAACAACUAAAGAGCCUGAAAACCUCAUUCUGCCAAAACAACACAACACGCGCGCUCACAAAUGAUGACAAAAAAAUAAUAAUAAUAGUUAAAAAGUUCUUAGAAAUUUAAAAAAACAAAGGGAGGGGUGGGGCGGGGGCGGUGGUGGAACAUCGGCGGCCAAUUUAGCCGAUGGUAGACGCGGCUGCUGUUCUUUAUUUUUCCACAAAUUAAAAGUGAAAAAAAAAAAAGAGUAGGAGGAGGAGGGAAGACAAUUUUAGUUUGAGAAAUAACCUACAAUAAAAAAAAAAAAACACAAUAAACAAAUAAAAGAAUGAAACCCCCUCCUCGAUAGCCUCUGCAGCAUUUGCCAAAAUACCACUUUAGAAGCAAAGAGGUAUGUGUCAUUGAUCUCAGUGUGGCUAUUGGGUAACGAUGCCUUCACACUGGCAGAGACUGGUCGUAUCGCGCAAAUGAAGCUGAGCUGUCUUAUUGUAUUUGGUGAGGGGAGGAGCAUUCAGAAAUUCAGUCUCUAUGCUUGAGCAGCAAGAAAAUUUUAAGAGUAACCUUGAAUGUCAUGGCCUUGCUUAGAACAAGAGGAAGACAAGAGGAAGGGAGCGAGUCGGGAGAGAGGAAGAAGGGGGCUGUUAGAGGGGGUGUCAUCGCGUAAACAAACAUCUUUAGUUGCACCGCGCCCAUGAUCGUCGAGUGAAAAGCAGGUUGUCUCUUGUUAUUGAAGAUAACACAUGGAAAAAAAGAGAAAAAAAAAAGAAGAAAAACCCAAAUGUUUUUUGUUUGCUUUGUGUCAGGUAUGUGUCCAGCUCAGUCACACAGUCAUACUGUAACUAAAAAGACAAAUUCAUAAAGUAAACUUAGUGCAGCUUGUCCCUCUCAUGUGCUGAUGUGCUUUAUUAAAUAAAUUAACUGUUUUUGGACACCUAAUUCUUAUUGUCGGUAUUGUCGUUACUAUAACAACUUCUAUUGGCUCCUCAUGUUUGUUAUUUGAUCCAGAUAGCAAAAAACAAAUAAAAAUGAAUGAAAUUUAAAAAAAGAGGAAAAAAAACAACAAAAAACCUGUUGAUUGAAAAAUGUCCACCCUUAUUCUCCAGUUAAUGCUAUCUUCAUGACAUCCGGUAGGGAAACGGCACCUGGAACCACAGACCCGAUUAGUGUCAUUUUUUGGGACAGAGCACAUUGCAAUGUUAAAGCGGAAGCUGUAAAAGCAGAUUUGAGGUUUGUGGAUUUACUUUUUGUCUUCAGUUUCUUCUUGGUCAAGAAAUUGCACUUGCCUAUUAUACUGUUUCUUCAGUGUAAGAUGAUAACUGCUCCAAUAUUCUCCAUAAUACAAUAUUGUGCAUGCUGGUGAUGUAUUUAUACAGUAGCUUCAAUUUAUUAACUUAUACUGUAGAUGUUAUGUAUUCAUAUGAACAUGGAAUUACUAGACCUUAAUCGGAUUAUUUUCUAUUUAUUUCUUUUUAUUGCGAUUGUUAGCUAGACCUUAUUUUAAAAUCUGUGUUUUCUUUACUCCAUUUGCUGAAGUACGCUAUACCAAAACAGUGAUUGUUAACAAUAAAUUGAUCUGUUACGGACA
Stegastes partitus (bicolor damselfish) is the source of this 2459-nucleotide messenger RNA. RefSeq names its product 3-monooxygenase/tryptophan 5-monooxygenase activation protein, gamma polypeptide 1 (gene ywhag1). The transcript is spliced from 2 exons. The record is from RefSeq and is a predicted model, not a curated record. The coding region runs from base 156 to 899 and encodes 247 amino acids. Lineage: Eukaryota; Metazoa; Chordata; Actinopteri; Pomacentridae.